AUGGCGAUGAUGAUGACUGGCCGUGUGCUGCUGGUGUGUGCCCUUUGCGUGCUGUGGUGCGGUGCUGCUGCGGCCAAUGGUGAGGAAGAUGCCGAAAAGAAAAAGGUUGAAAAUUCAUGGGGUUCAGUGCCUGAUGCUGAUGUUGGUAGUGCUGGACUGCAGGUAAUGCCAGCUUCAAUCAAGGAAGGUCCCGAAAACGCAAAAGAAUCGUUGGGUGCACAAACAGGAAACAGCACCAACCAGCAAAGUGUUGUGGUCACAUCACCACCUGAAAGCUCACUCAGAGCAGAAGAGCAAGCAGAAGAAGAAGAAGAGGAAGAAGAGGUGAAAACAGUACAAAAAGAGAAAUUAGAAAGUACAACCGAAGAAGAAGAAACACCAAAAUUAACAUUGCCGCAAGAAGGAGAAAGACCACCAGCACCAGCAACAACGAGAAAAGAAGAAAAACCAGCAGAAACUUCAAAUGCAACACCAGGGGAAGGACAGUCCAGCUCUGAUGAUGUUUUACCCCGACCAGAACUACACAAAACACCAUCCAAAGAACAGCCAUCAUCAACAGCACUACAAGCACCAGCAUCUGCAGCAGCGGCAGAAAUAAAAAAUGAAAACACCACAUCUGCAGAUGUCGUUUCAGGGCAACAGAUAAGAGAAGAAUCUCAACACGACAUGGAGUCAGAAAGUGCUUCAGGGAAGGAAGAAGCCGUCCCCACCACAGUCACCAAAAAAGACGGACCAACAGAAAGUAACGCCGAAUCAACUCCAACAUCACCCUCAGCUUCCAAAGAUGCCAUUACAAAUGACGAUGAGAAAAGCAAUGAAGAAGAGAUUCCGAAACAUCACCAAGAACACGAUGGUGAGACGAUGAACGAAGCCUCACAAGUUGAAAAUAACGAAGUAAAUACAAAGAAAACAUCAACUGUCGAAGCCGCAGCUAUAACAAAUAAUACUGCGACUAUUGGCGACAGUGACGGCAGCACCGCGUUCUCCCACACCACCUCCCCUCUUUUGCUUCUUCUUGUUGUUGCGUGUGCGGCUGCUGCUGCGGUGGUGGCCGCAUGA
This is a messenger RNA of Trypanosoma cruzi, 1059 nucleotides long. RefSeq names its product mucin-associated surface protein (MASP), putative. Lineage: Eukaryota; Euglenozoa; Kinetoplastea; Trypanosomatida; Trypanosomatidae. The record is from RefSeq and is a predicted model, not a curated record. The coding region runs from base 1 to 1059 and encodes 352 amino acids. The transcript has a single exon.